This is a messenger RNA of Dichotomopilus funicola, 756 nucleotides long. RefSeq names its product nucleophile aminohydrolase. The coding region runs from base 1 to 756 and encodes 251 amino acids. Gene Ontology annotation, cellular component: cytosol; nucleus; proteasome core complex. NCBI's taxonomy places the organism in Eukaryota, Fungi, Ascomycota, Sordariomycetes, Sordariales, Chaetomiaceae. The record is from RefSeq and is a predicted model, not a curated record. The transcript is spliced from 4 exons. Gene Ontology annotation, biological process: proteasomal protein catabolic process; ubiquitin-dependent protein catabolic process.
AUGUCGAGAAGAUACGAUUCCCGGACGACCAUCUUCUCGCCCGACGGUCGCUUGUACCAGGUGGAAUAUGCGUUAGAAGCCAUCUCCCACGCCGGCACGGCCAUCGGUAUUCUAGCCAAGGAUGGCAUUGUCCUGGCUGCCGAGCGCAAGGUGACGUCGAAGCUUUUGGAGCAAGACACAUCAGCCGAGAAGCUUUAUAUCCUCAAUGAUAACAUGAUCUGUGCCGUCGCUGGCAUGACGGCCGACGCCAACAUCCUCAUCAAUUACGCUCGGCAAGCCGCACAACGGUACCUCCUGACGUACAACGAAGACAUCCCCUGCGAGCAGCUGGUGCGCCGGCUCUGCGACCUCAAGCAAGGCUACACACAACACGGUGGGCUGCGGCCAUUCGGCGUAUCGUUCAUCUACGCCGGCUGGGACCCGCAGCGCCAGUUCCAGCUGUAUUUGAGCAACCCUUCGGGCAAUUACGGCGGAUGGAAGGCCACGAGCUCUGGCGCCAACCACGCGAGUGCGCAGAGCUUGCUUAAGCAGGACUAUAAGGAGGAUUGCACGUUGAAGGAGGCAUGUGGCAUGGCGGUCAAGGUGUUGAGCAAGACCAUGGACUCGACAAAGCUGAGCAGCGAGAAGAUCGAGUUCGCGACCGUAGGCCAGACUAAGGACGGUAAGAUCUACCACAAGCUUUGGAGCGCGGAAGAAAUCACGGCGUUAUUGAAGGAGCACGAUCUAGCCAAGGACGAAGCGGCCGAGGAGAAGUAG